Messenger RNA from Fusarium proliferatum ET1, 2505 nucleotides. RefSeq lists its product as uncharacterized. The coding region runs from base 1 to 2505 and encodes 834 amino acids. The transcript is spliced from 3 exons. NCBI's taxonomy places the organism in Eukaryota, Fungi, Ascomycota, Sordariomycetes, Hypocreales, Nectriaceae. The record is from RefSeq and is a predicted model, not a curated record.
AUGAAUCAAACUUCUCCUUCACCGGGUGAGAAGAUCUCAGGAGGCCCGCCAACCCGCCCAGACCUAUCCAGUUCUCAGCCUGACGAUCUCCAAAGCGCCGACUUACCCAAUCUUCGACAAGAAGCACAAAAGCCGGCAGCGCAAAAUGAAGCAGCCUCUUAUCGAACAACAUUCUUCGUCAAUGUCGACUGGAGCAUGGGUUCGACGCUUGCGACUGCGAAGAACAUCGUUGGCCAGAUGUACGUCGAGGGUCUGGAACCUCUCGAGAGACACCAUCCAUACCCUAUCAUCCUCAUCCAUGGAGACUUUCACACUGGUCAGACAACCAAGCCAGAUGGUCAGCCUGGAUGGGCCUCGUUCUUCCUUAACAAAGGCUUCCAAGUCUUCAUCGUUGAUUUGCCCCCUUCUGGUCGCUCCAAUUUUUUAACAACCUCCCACUACAUCUACCGCGAAGCAGGCCUCAGCUCCAGUUCUAUCCCGGCAAGAGGAGUUGAAUCAAGCCUAACUGCGCCUGGUGUACCUCGAGAAGUGGGCGUGCCCCUCCAAUAUGCAAAGGCGAAACUCCACGAUAAAUGGCCUGGCACUGGAAUGCGCGGGGAUCCCACUUUCGCCAAGUACUGCGCUUCCUUGGAGACUCUUCACCUCAACAAAGUAGAGCGCCAAUCUCUCGCUCAGAACGCCCUCCAAGCGCUCCUGCGUCAUGUCGGCAAGUCUAUCCUCGUAGGCGAAGGAUCAGGCGGAGCUGCGGCUUGGCUAGCUACCGACGUUGAACCUGACCUCGUCGCUGGUGUUAUUGUUCUGGAGCCACCAGGACCUCCUUUUGGCACGGCGUGCCCCAAAGAAAGAAAUCCUUACCGCCAGUACACACCUUUCAUUCAGUAUGAGGAAGGGACUCGGAUUUACGGAUUGACGGACAUCCCUCUUACCUACGAUCCUCCAGCACAUCCACAUGGAGGAUAUGACCAUCCUGAGAAGAACCCGCUCGACAUAACCCAACUUACAUCGCCUGAUGGAAAGAGCGAGUGUUUCGUACAGGCUCCAAAGCCUCGAAAGCUCAUCAAUAUCAAGAAAGUUCCUAACGCGGUUGUAACGGCACAUGCAAGCUCGCAUGGCAUGUACGACUGGGCUACAGUGACUUUCAUGCUGCAAGCUGGCGUCAAAUGCGACAUGAUCAAGCUUGAGGACAAGAACAUACUGGGCAACGGGCAUCUUAUGUUUCUCGAGACGAACAGCAAUGAAAUUGCCCAGGUUCUCAUGGAUUGGAUUUCGGAGAAAGCGUUACCAGCGUCGUUCCAAAUGCUGGCCUCAGAGCCUACACCACCGCCAGAGUUCAGCGAAUUUGUGGACACUGUCCAAAGACUGAGCCCUCGAAGGGAGUCAAGUGUCGAAUCCAUCAUCUCUCGAAAGACACAAUUGCUGGACUUCCAGUCGCUGGACCACGAGAUGAGCCUAGUUCAACUCCCGGAAACACCACAGCCCUCAUGUGAGCUAGAAGUCAGAUCUCAUCAACCCGAGUCGUCUGGUGAGUAUUCGACUAGAAACUCGAACAAGAGACCCCCUCCGUCGUCUGGACAAACAACCAUCAGUAUUUGUAAUGGCGUCGAAUUUCCAUACCCACCUUCGACAUCGGCUGAUAAUCCGAAACGACGACGAAUUGUUGCCGCUACUGGGAUGUCCACUCCGUCAUCGGCAUCUUCUGCAAUCUCAUCUUCUCAGGAGAGCUCUGACCAGACACAACCCACGGAAGUUAGUCAAGUUCCACCACAGCAGAUCCAGGUCACAACGGAAGAGAAGCCCGUUUACGAUGUUUCUCUGUUGAAGCCUACUCUUCCAAGCGGGUUGCCGUCUUGCCUGAAACUUCCGGUCAAUAAAGGCAAUCAACCCUCGAUAGCAAGCCCUGCACUAAACCUCCCCAGUCAACUUCAAACUUCCAGACUCUUCAACGGGCAAUCAAACGCCUUGUAUGAGCAUAUUCCGAAUGCUCAGCAAACCAAAGCAUUGCAGAGAGACUAUCAGCGUAGUUUCACGCCCAACAAGAACCACACAACGGUCCGCUUUGAGUGCCAAACUGGAUCCACAGACAAGGCUAUUGGAGUGAACAUGUAUAACCAGAAGAGUCUUCCCUCUGGUUUGGCUUACCCAGGUUCAAUCCCAAACCCGAACUUCCAGUCGUGGUCCCCCACUCAGCAAGCACAGCAACGAGGUUCUUAUCCGCAACGACCGGACCAUUCGCCUGCACUUGGCGGAGGAGACCUCAUGCCGGUCCCAACUUCGACGCCGACUGCAGACCAGUUUACGACGGCACCUCUUGCUGGCCCCUAUACCCCGUUGAUGCCACCUUCGACAGAAGGUGGUCACUUCCACAACCCUUUCGGUACUUAUCCGCAGAUGACGCCCCCGAGUCCAUCUCCGGCUCCCAGACCAUCAUCUAACCCUCCGGCUUUCAACUUGAGCAUGGAAUCACCUGCUCCCCCUGCACAGCAGAAAACUCUAGCCUCCACGUGA